Amaranthus tricolor (Joseph's coat) is the source of this 1245-nucleotide messenger RNA. RefSeq names its product protein LIFEGUARD 2-like. The record is from RefSeq and is a predicted model, not a curated record. Gene Ontology annotation, cellular component: membrane. NCBI's taxonomy places the organism in Eukaryota, Viridiplantae, Streptophyta, Magnoliopsida, Caryophyllales, Amaranthaceae. The transcript is spliced from 4 exons. The coding region runs from base 292 to 1020 and encodes 242 amino acids.
ACUUCUACAAGACAAACUAAAUAAGGAAAGUAUCAAUUCUCAUGAGAACCCUAGAAACUACGGCAAAUUUGUCACUCCAGAAUCUUCCACCGCAUCUUAAUCCCCUCUUACCAACUCACCAUCAAAGUUGCACAAAAAGAGUUUGAAGAUUUCUCAAGAACUUUCGUUUCUUUCCUUUAAAACCUAUCAGAACCCUUUUUUCUCUCAAAAUCACACGAACAAGUAACUUAAAUCAUCGCUUAAAGAAAUAAAAAUCAAAGCUUUAAUUUUUACAUUCUUCCACAAAAAGAAAUGAUGUGGCAACCAGCAAACAGAAAAAACGAUGUGGAAGCAGGAUCACAACUUUAUCCGGUGAUGCUUGAAGAUUCACAACGUAGAUGGGGUUUCAUAAGGAAAGUUUAUUCAAUUAUUGCAAUACAGCUUCUUGCUACAAUUAUUGUGGGCGCUGUUGUUGUAUCUUAUCAUCCAAUUGCCCAUUUCUUUACUUCUAGUGGUGGUGGUCUUGCUUGCUAUAUCAUCCUUAUUAUCACCCCUUUUAUCGUGCUAUGUCCACUAUAUUACUAUCAUCAAAGUCAUCCGGUAAACUAUGUGCUGCUUUCGAUAUUCACACUCUCGCUUGCGUUUGCUGUUGGGUUGACAUGUGCAUUUACUAGCGGGAAAGUCAUAUUGGAGUCUGUGAUUUUGACGUCUGCAGUGGUUGUAAGUCUCACUCUCUACACAUUUUGGGCGGCGAACAAAGGCCAUGACUUCAAUUUCCUUGGACCUUUCUUGUUCGGGUCCUUGAUUGUCUUGAUGAUCUUUGCGUUGGUUCAGAUUUUUUUCCCGUUGGGCAAAAUUGGUGUUAUGAUCUACGGUUGUAUAGCAUCCAUCAUCUUUUGUGGCUACAUCGUUUACGACACCGACAAUCUCAUCAAGCGACACACAUACGAUGAGUACAUCUGGGCUGCAGUGUCAUUAUACCUUGAUAUAAUAAACCUGUUCCUUUCUCUGUUAACAGUUUUCAGAGCUGCUGACAGUUAGGUAAUUGAACUUUGAUCAGUUACAAUCGUCUUCCAAACCAUGAGAAUGUAACGAAUUUAUAAGUAGAUAGUUCAUUUUGUUUCUGCAUAUCAUUUUCUUGGAGUUAUAAAAAUGUACAAGAAUUUUUUUUCAAUUUUCCAAAUUUAUUCCUGUUUGAAUUUUAUGCUGGGUUGUAUGAGAUGUAUUAUUUCUAUUGCAAAUAAUUGUGAAGUGGGCUUGUCUUUA